Molecule: messenger RNA, 1782 nt
Organism: Porites evermanni
Lineage: Eukaryota; Metazoa; Cnidaria; Anthozoa; Scleractinia; Poritidae
Source: the annotation of a GenBank genome assembly
AUGUCUGCAAUUAUAUCAGCUGUAUUUAAAGCCACCAUCGGCUUGAUUGUGGAUAAAGGAAGAGACGUAGCAGCGGAGAGGCUAAAAGAAGGUGACGUGGCUGAUCAGAAAUUUCGCAGCCUUAUCGUGCGUGAUUUGAAAGAGAUCCACCACAAGUUGGAUGCGUUAUCACAAAAGGAUCUUAAUGCAGCUGUAGACUUCUUUGAAACAGGACUUGGAUGUCUUUAUAAGGCAGUCGAUAUAAUGCGCAGAGCUGAUAUUAGUUUGGGAGCAGCGAAGGUAUCUGAAAGAAAUGAAGAAGAUUACUUUAAACAAAUAACUUUGCCCUCAGACACUGACCCUGAAAAGGCAAUAGUCCUCGCGGAUGGAAUAAGAAACAUGCAACUCAACGAGUUGGAUGAAACAACGAAGAGUCUGCUCUCUAACGCACAAAAGAAAUUCAGGUUAGCCGUUGAAAACGCGACACACGCCUGCAACAAUGAAGCCCUCAGCACUUUUGACCGAAUAACGGCCAUUCGAUAUCGUGUUAUGGCGGCAAUGUUACAGUCAGCAGCUGAGACAGCGAGAACCACUGGCGACUUGAAAAGUACUUUGCAGAAGGCAUUACCAGAGUGCGAACAGUGCCUGAAGAAACUCAAUUCGUUACCAGCUGUUCAAAACAGCUUUAAACCCGAACUUAGUAAAGGUUUGCUAAACAUCAGAGGUCGAUUUGGUAAAGAUGAACGGAUGCAGAUAAUUUCAACUGUAUGUCAGGUAAAUCGCGUCAUUUACGAUGCCAUGCAAACGGUUGGCAAAGAAGUACAUGUCUUGGUGUGGCCAUAUGUUGACAUCGGAGAAGAUCAAGUUGACCCUCUGCGCGAUGAAAGAGUGUUACAAGUUUUGGAGAGAGUUAAUAUGGAGCACUGCUGCAUUACAGCGCAAGUGAGGUGGUCGUUUAAUGUGGCAUGCAGUACUGAGUUCUGGCAUAUGGCUACGAACACCCUGGGACAGUUUCUGAUUGCAGAACACCAGACGGAAACCGUACAUGUUUAUAAUAACAAUGGUAUAUUUCAGUAUAGUUUUAAUCCCCAAACUUUUCGUCGUGAUAAUAUAACACAGAUUAAAAUUGCUGAUCUCGUUACUGAAGACGUUAGCGAGAAGAUCUAUUUGCUGGUUGAAAUGUUCCGUGAAUCGCGAUCUUACCUGGACGGUGACAACUGUGAAGUGCAGGUUUUUAACAAAACUCCUUACCCACUUAGACGGUACAAGUUUCCUGCGAAAAUCGGUCACAGACUGAUAGUUAGCGGCAGCAAACUAGCUAUACUGGGAUCGUGGGAGGCUCGUGUGUACGAUCAGAAUGGUGAGUUGGAUCGUAGUUUUGAGUUUUUCAAGAGAGGAGGCGACAAGGAAUUAGCUGAUUGCACUGCUACUUACGAAGGUCGCAUCUUGAUAAUGCACAAUAAAGGAGGCUACAGCGAUUACCACUGUGUUCAUGUAUUCACAAUGGAGGGACAGGAAAUUGCAAAAUUCAAAUCUGGCCUCGGAUUAAAGUUAGACUAUAUGCGGUUUUCACCUCGCUCUGCAGGUGAACAUGUUGUCAUCGGUGGUUACAAUAAGGAGGAUGAGAUCAUAACAGUGGAGAUAAACACUGUGGAUGGAAAAUUUGAGCGAAGAAUUCUGUUGCGUUAUAAUGAACCUAAACUUGGUCUUGUUAGAAUUACGGUGACCGUGGAGGGACACAUUGCCCUGUCUUUUUAUUCUCAUGCUGAUCGCCAUGGAAAGGUAGCUGUCUUCAAAAACUAA